Molecule: messenger RNA, 939 nt
Organism: Erinaceus europaeus (western European hedgehog)
Lineage: Eukaryota; Metazoa; Chordata; Mammalia; Eulipotyphla; Erinaceidae
Product: olfactory receptor 4A15-like
Exons: 2
Coding region: 1-939 (312 amino acids)
Biological process (GO): G protein-coupled receptor signaling pathway
Cellular component (GO): membrane
Molecular function (GO): G protein-coupled receptor activity; olfactory receptor activity
Source: RefSeq, a predicted model, not a curated record
AUGGCCUCCAGGAGCAAACUUAUGGAACAAAGGAACAAUGUGACUGAGUUUGUCCUCUUGGGGCUCACUCAGAGCAUCCAGGGCCAGAGAGUCCUAUUUAUUGUGUUCCUGCUCAUCUACAUUGUGACAAUGGUGGGCAACUUGCUCAUUGUGGUGACUGUGGUGGUCAGCCCCAGCCUGGAUGCCCCGAUGUAUUUCUUCCUUGGUUAUUUAUCAUUCAUGGAUGCUGUCUAUUCUACGACAGUCACCCCCAAUAUGAUUAUAGACUUACUGUAUGAGAAGAAAACCAUUUCCUUCCAAGCCUGCAUGACCCAGCUUUUUAUAGGACACUUAUUUGGUGGUGCUGAGAUUUUACUCCUGGUGGUCAUGGCGUAUGACCGCUAUGUGGCCAUCUGCAAACCCCUGCACUAUCUGACCAUCAUGAACCAACGGGUGUGUGUGCUUCUGCUGCUGUUAGCCUGGGUUGGAGGGUUUUUACAUGCUGUAGUUCAACUUCUGUUUGUUUACAACCUUCCGUUUUGUGGCCCCAAUGUCAUUGACCACUUUAUUUGUGACAUGUAUCCCUUAUUGAAACUUGCCUGUACGGACACCUACAUUAUCGGCCUCACUGUGGUUGCCAAUGAUGGGGCAAUUUGUGUGGUGAUCUUUAUGCUUUUACUUAUCUCCUAUGGGGUCAUUCUGUAUUCACUGAAGAAUCUCAGUCAGGAAGGGAGGCGUAAAGCCUUGUCCACCUGUGGCUCCCAUAUUACUGUGGUGGUUCUAUUCUUUGUCCCCUGUAUCUUCAUGUAUGUGAGACCUCCUUCUACUUUACCUAUUGAUAAGUCCUUGACUGUGUUUUAUACUGUUGUAACUCCCAUGUUGAACCCCCUGAUUUAUACUCUGAGAAAUGCAGAGAUGAAAACUGCCAUGAGGAAGCUUUGGACCAGGAAAAGAAAAUGA